This is a messenger RNA of Prorocentrum cordatum, 4787 nucleotides long. Lineage: Eukaryota; Dinophyceae; Prorocentrales; Prorocentraceae. The record is from the annotation of a GenBank genome assembly.
GCUGAUUUCCCUCGGUACCCUUGGCAGUGCCAGGCCAGGGCCACACGCCAGCUCAUCCUGGGGCCCCCUGUGGCCCUCCACAGUGGGAAUUGGAUGAUGGGGAGCCACGACAGAUACCACGCCAUGCGCUGGUACCUGGGCCAGCUCCGGUUCGACGCUGCCGCCUCCGAGGUUGGCACCACAUGGGCCGAGCUGGCCGUGGAUUUCGAGCUCAGCGCUGGCGUGGAGCUAGCUCCGCCUGGCAGCGCCAUGGCCUCGCGGGCCCAGAAGUUUGCAGAUGUGGCCUCUCGUACCUGGCAGCUGUCCACGCCCAGGCAGCAGCGCCAACGCGGGGGCAACAGGCAACGGGCGCUCGGGGACCUCACAGUGGUCUCUCGGGUCACCGCCCUCGUGGCGCUCGGCUUCAAGCAGGGCCCGGGGGUGACCUCGCGUGCCAUCUUCGUGCAGCCCUUCACGUAUGAGGUGCUGCUGCGCGCGGCGCAGCGUGGACAGGCAGAGAGGCGCCAUGCUCACCUCCAAUGGCGGCCAGACUACGCAGGCGGCCCCGCACCGACCAUGCCGGCAGCUGUCCGGCACGGACCGCCGGCGCCACCUGUGGCCGCUGCCAAGAGGGUGACGGCUGAGAGGAUGGCUGCUGGGCACAACGCCGCCGCCGAGCGGAAGCGCCAGGAGCACAAUGCCGUCGCGGACUCCCAGGGCCUCCACGUGCUUGGGCCCAUUCCCCCGGGAGCUGACAACUCCCAGCCGGUCGUCUGCGAGCGCUGCGGGCGGCAAGCGCAGAAGAUGCGCCUGGCCAAGUUCAAGCAGCUUGGCUACCACAACCGGGAGAUGCCGGGUGACGGUCGCCUUGCUGGGUGGCUGAAUGGAUGGUCUGCCGUUCCGUACUGGCAGAGCUUUUUCUCCUUUGUCCUGCAGGUCAACACUGUGUCAGGCGCCAGGGGCGGGGGCGCUGCCCCGGUGUGCAGGAGGUUCACGCGGAAGACGUGCCUGAGCGCGUGCAGCGAGCUGCCGGGGGCCCCCGCCUCCGCCGAGGCCCGGGAAUGGCUGGGGCGGCAGAGGAGCGAGAGGAGCCAGGAGGUGGGGGCCGGAGCCCCGGUGGAGGCAUGGCCGUGCCCCUGCUGCGGCCUCCGGGUCACGGCGGACAGCAAGGAGCAGCUGUUCAGCCGGAAGAGCGCGCACCUGCGGAAACUCUCGGCCGAGGAGCGGGCCCGAUGCCAGACGGCGCGCACGCCGUGGCUCGGUGUGAAGCCGGUGGCCGGCAGCCCGGAGGAGGUCCGGGGUUGGCAGUGCCCCCUCUGCGACAAGGCGCUGCCGGCCUACGUGCAGGGCCGGUGCCUGCCCACAGCCCGCCAGAGGCACUGGAAGGAGGACCACCCGGAGGUGACUCGCCAGCAGUGGAAGGCCGCUUCCAUGCGCGCGCACGACCCCGGCCGCCACGGCCGAGAGUCCGCGGAGGCACAGGCGGCCGCCAACAAGAGGCGGAUCGAGGAGGAGGUGCGGCGAGCUGGCCAUGACCCCGUCACGGUCGAGGGGUGGUCUGCCUCGCGGGGCACGGGCCUAAGACGGUACUUUGUGCCGGACGCCCUCGAAGGGAAGAAGCGCCGGGCGCCCCGGCAGCCCCUGGGCCCAGACGGCAAGCGGCGCAAGGACGCCUGGCAGGUGGCUCAGCGCCGGGCUGCGCGCGCUGCGCUGGGCAGGCCUGACAAGUGGGUCAGGGCGCCGGACAGGACGCGCGCGGCGUGGGUGCGGAACCUGCAGGAGGACGGGGACGUAGAACCGCACCCAGGAGGCGGGGAGGACGAGGAGGCGCCGGCGUCCCCGCCGUGGAAACGGCAGAAGGCCUGCAGCGAGAAGCCUUCCAAAAUGCUCAAGAGCAUGGGCAAAAAGAUGGUGGGGGAGUUCUGGGCCCACAACGUGGGCGGCUCCACGAUGGCCUGGGACUGCGCCCGGCUGGCAGCGAAGCACGGCGUGGCUUUCGUUGCAACGCAUGAGCACCGCCUCCGCGGCAAGGACGUGGGGGCGUUCAUCGCGUACUGUGAUAAGCUGGGAUACCGGGCUUUUGUGGUGGACGCAGUCACACGGGCCGGCGAAGGGGGAGGGAGGAGCGGCGUCGCCCUCCUCGUGAGCAAGGAGCUGAACUCCGCGACGGUGUACGAAAAGACUUUCGGGGCGUCGCACUUCCAGCUUGUCUCGGUGGACAACGGGCCGCUCUUCGACGACGUUGCCCAGACCGUCAGCAGCCUUGGCGCCCAAGCCGAGUGGGCCAUUGCAGGAGACUGGCAUGUGACGCCAAAGGACAGCCCAGUGGCGCUCUUCAUUUCAGAAGCCGGCGGGCGGGUUGCGGCCGUGCCUGACGGAGAAGGCGGCCACGCCCCCACGCGGUGGAAAAGCAGGAGGUGUAUGGACUACUGGGUGGCCAACGGGCCCUGGAUCCAGGGGAGGGGCUUCGAGGCCACGACGUCCUCUGACCACAAGGUCGUGCGCGCCGCGGUGGAGGUCAGCGGGCACCCGGGCUGCAGGGCGCCCGUGGAGAGGCCCCGGAAAAGGCGCAGGCCGGUAAACCUCGCGAGGCCCGCCGGCGUCGCGAAGGAGCGCUGGACGGAGCUGGUCGCGAGACACUGGGAGGCCCAUGCGCCGAGCGCCCCGGCCGGGCCCCCGGGGUACGGCAGCCUCGCCGCGAGGAGGAGGAGGGCGGACCGGCUGUGGCCAUCCGCCACGGCUGCGCUGGAGGCCGCCCUGAGGGGCGCCAAGCGGGAGAUAGCCGCCAGCGUCGGCACGAGCCCGGAGGAGCUGGACAAGGGCUGGAGGCGCACCAAGGGGCGCCAACGCUUGGGCGCCUUGAGGCAGGAGGACAAGGACCCCUUUGCGGGGGGCUGCAAGGCCCUGAGGCAGGCUACGCGCUGCACGCGGUUACGAGACCUCGCCUGGCUCCGCCGCCAGGAGCGGGAGGGCAGCAAACAGGCGGCAGCUCGCCGGAUCCUGGAGGCGCAGAUAAAGGCGGAUUUCCAGGCCCGGCUCGCGGACUGGAGGCGCAAGAUGAAGGAAGACGACCGGGCGGUCUGGAAGUGGAUCCAGGGGGCCUGGCUCCGCCCCACCACCAGCGUCUUCUCGGACAGGGUCCCCGGCGGGAAGGCGGCGACGAGGCAGAAGGGCAGUGCGGCAGGCCCAGACGGAUGGCGCGGCGACGAGCUGCAGGAUCUGCCGGGCACGGUGUGGCAGCACCUGGCCGAGGUCUACGCAGCCAUCGAGGCGGGGGGCGUGCCGCCCCAGGCGUGGACCCACGCUCGCAUGGUCCUGCUGCCCAAGGGCAAGGGGGCCCGGGCCGAAGAUGGCGCAGUCGACUGCGCGGCGCUGCGGCCAAUCACCAUUCUCUCGGUGUGGUGGCGCCUCUGGGGCAGCGCCCGGCUGCGGGAGCAGUGCGCAGGGGGGUUUGUGGCGACCUUCGACUACUCCCUCGCCUUCGACAUGGCGGACCCCGCGGCGGUGGUCGGCAUCUUCAGGCAGGUGGGGCUGCCGCGGCGCACGGCCGACCUGGUCGGAGGAGUCUGGGGGCAGCAGCAGCGGUGGCUGGAGCUCCAGGGCCGCGUCCUCGCGGACCCGUGUGCGGUCGACGCCAGCAUGCCGCAGGGCGACGGCUGGUCGGUGGUGGGCAUGACGGCGCUCCUCGUGGCGCCGAUCACGAAGCUGCAGGAGGACUUCCCGCGCACGCAGCAGGCGGUGUACAUGGGCGACCGCUCCUGGAAGAGCGCCAAGGCUGGGGAGGUGGCCCAGGUGGCGGCCUCUUGGCGGCGGUGGUCAGCAGCGCUGGGCCUUCAGGAGAACAGGGGCAAGGAGCAGUUCGGCCACCGCGCGAAGGCGGGGCGACGGCAGCUGAGGGCCCAGGCAGGGGUCACAGAAGACACGGUGCUAGCGCAGCCACUGCUGCUGGGGUGCCACUUCCAGCCCUCCCAACGGCGCCGCAAGGCCCCCAAGGAAGAGGCGAGGCUGGCAGCGGCGCAGGCAAGGAUGCGGAGGCUGGCGCUCAUCCCGCGGUCGGCGCUGGCCAAGCGACGCUUUGCAGCAGGCACUAUGGCCGUCGCCCUGUGGGGCUGGGUGGCCCGGCCGCCCAGCCAGGCAGACGUGGACGGGCUCGGCGCCGCCGCGCGACGAGCUCUGAGGGCGGCCAGAAGAGGCUCCCCGCACCUCUUCGAGAUCCUCGUCGGCCACUCGGCGUCGGCGUCGUGUCGGAUGAUGGAGGCGCCAGUCGCGGCAGCGGCCCGGAGGGUGCUGAAGACCGGAUGGAGGUGGACCCACCCAGGUACCGGCGGGGCGGUCAGCCUGCGGCCAGAAGAUGCCGUAUCGGUGAGCAAGCUGAAGCAUGACCUCCGCGAGGGGUGGCGCGCGCACCGGGUCGCGCAGUGGCGGCGCUCGACGCGCAGCGAUGCCGAGUUCUGCCGUGGCGCAGUCCAGUACGACAGUCUACGAUUGAAAGAAGCGCAGAAGCACCUGCAAAGGCAGCCUGCCAUCUUGCCCGUGCUCACGGGCGCCACGAUGAGCUGUGCGGCGUGGCAGUCGGCCCGCAGGGAGGAGAUUGCGUGUCCGGCCUGUGGCCUGAAAGGCGGCGGACAUCUCAUCCACCUCGUGUGGGACUGCCCGGGGGCCUCCGGGGCCGCCCACCGCAGACGGCCGCCACGGCCAGCAGACCCGAUGCAGGCGCGGCUGGGGUGGCCCGUCCGAGAGGACCCAGGCUACUCGAUCAACGUGCUGGACUGGCACCUGCAGGUCCGGCAGGGCAUCAUCCACCAUAG